Nasonia vitripennis (jewel wasp) is the source of this 4559-nucleotide messenger RNA. RefSeq names its product patched domain-containing protein 3 (gene Ptr). Lineage: Eukaryota; Metazoa; Arthropoda; Insecta; Hymenoptera; Pteromalidae. Gene Ontology annotation, cellular component: plasma membrane; cytoplasmic vesicle membrane. The record is from RefSeq and is a predicted model, not a curated record. The transcript is spliced from 9 exons. The coding region runs from base 521 to 3574 and encodes 1017 amino acids.
CGGUUCCGUGCACGCGCGCGAGUAUAGCGCAAACGAAAGUCCGGCGGCGGUGGAGUCGAGAAAAGGGGGGGGGGGGAAAGCGCGUGGUGGCGCGCCGGCUGUAGCUCGGACUCUCAGUGGCACCGAUCGGCAGUUCAGUCCUUCGCUCGGAGGCUCGGCAGAUCGACCAUUGCCAAAGGAGCCCCUGCACUAGCUCGACUGACUUUGGUGUUUUCUUUCCAAUGGUACAGAAUGUUACUCGCUGGCCAGCGCACGAGGUGCAGGUGAUUUCGGUUUUCCUCUCAAUCUCAAUCUCGUAGUGAUCGGUAGUUGCUUUCCGCUUUCGUAGAGGAGGAAAGUAUUAUUCGAUUGGGAUACGUAGAUUCAGUGGAACAAGUGCGCGACGUGCGACCGAUGGUUCAGUGAACGAAACGAACGAACGACGGAGAAACGAGGACGAGAGGACGGCGAGAGGCUUUAUUUUUUUUAUUAUUUUUGUGCAAGACCGAUUCGACUCGUCGGGGCUGCACCUGACGCUGAGAUGAUGCUCUCGAUAACCUGCGUCGAUGACUUCUUAAACAAAGCUUUUCACAAGAUCGGUCUGAUAGUCGGUCGACAUCCAGCCUACUUCGUGAUAAUUCCAGUCAUUCUAGCUCUCCUUUGCUUCACGGGCUUUCAAAGGAUUCACUAUGAGAUCGACCCGGAGUAUCUGUUUUCCCCCAUCAAUGGGCCGGGGAAGACGGAAAGGGCCAUCGUGGAAGAGCAUUUCAAAUUGAACUACAGUGAAAAGUUCAGUCUCGAGAGGAUCACAAGGCCAGGGCGUUUCGGGCACGUGAUCGUCGUGCCGAAAGACGGAAACGAUAACAUGCUUCGCCGAGCGGUCUGGGACGAGCUGCGGAUCCUCGACCAGCUGAUCAAGAACGCCACAGCCGUGCACGAUGGUCAGACUUAUACCUACGACGAUAUUUGCGCACGCUGGCUGGGCGAGUGCCAGGAGAACAGCGUCCUCGAAAUGGAAUCUAUUAUCGAAUUCGUCGAGAACGGAGAGCUCAAUGUGACGUUUCCGAUAUUCUUCAAUCCGGAAUCCUUCACGGUGCACGUCUUGCCGUUGCAUUUCGGCGGAAGCGUCGUGAAGGAUGACAUCAUCCUGUCGGUGCCGGCGGUUCAGCUUGGCUACUUCAUCAACGUUGAUAGUCCACGCCUGGAUGCGAUAGGCGCAGCCUGGGAAGAAGCCUUCCUGAACGCCGUGGGCGAAGCAGAGGACAGUGGCCGGUUCAAGCACAUCAGCACGGCUCGCUUCGCCUCGCGAACUCUCGAGCUCGAGUUCGAGGCCAACACGCAAACGAUCAUCCCGUACUUCACGAGCACGUUCGCUGUGAUGGCCAUCUUCUCGGUUAUCACCUGCAUGAUGACCGACUGGGUGCGCAGCAAACCCUGGCUCGGACUCCUCGGCAACAUCUCCGCUGCUUUGGCUACGAUUUCUGCCUUCGGGCUGUGCUGCUAUCUGGGUAUCGACUUUAUCGGUAUCAAUCUCGCAGCGCCGUUCCUCAUGAUCGGAAUCGGAAUCGACGACACGUUCGUCAUGCUGGCUGCCUGGCGGAGAACCAACAUAAUGGACCCGGUGCCACUGCGGAUGGCUCACAUGCUGAGCGAGGCCGCGGUUUCCAUCACCAUCACCUCCGUCACCGACAUGGUCUCCUUCUUCAUCGGCAUCAUCUCGCCCUUCCCCUCGGUCCAGAUUUUCUGCAUCUAUUCAGGCUUCGCGGUGGUGUUCACGUUCCUGUUCCACCUGACCUUCUUCACGGGCUGCGUCGCGAUCAGCGGCUACUGCGAGCAGAAGAAUCUCCACAGCGUCGUCUGCUGUCCGGUUGAGCCUCUCUCCAAAUCAGGUCACCGAUCGUGGCUCUACCGACUGCUGUGCACCGGCGGAGUGGACCCGGACGAGCCGAACAACCCGAUCGACAACCCCGAGCACGGCUGCAUGACCUGGUUCCGGGACUACUUGGCUUGGGCGCUGAACCGACCCCUCGUCAAGCUCCUGGUCAUCGUCGUCUUCGGACUGUACCUCAGCGGAGCUCUCUACGGCCUGACCACCAUCAAGGAGGGACUGGACCGGCGCCGACUCUCCAAGGAUGACUCGUACUCCAUCACCUUUUACGAGCGCGAGGAGAAGUACUACCGAGAGUUUCCCUACAGGAUACAGGUCGUCGUGAGCGGCCAGUACGACUACAGCAACAAGACGGUCCAGAAACAAAUGGAGGAGCUCGCGGUGGCGUUGGAGAACACCGAGUACACCAUCGCCGGACAGUACACGCAGAGCUGGCUGCGCACCUUCCUGAACUACGUGGAGGACACCGGGGAGCUCAACGGGACCAUCACCGACGAGAAGAGCUUCAUCGACACGGUCAAGCGGGAAUGGCUCACGGAGACGAGCACGUUCACCCUCGACGUGGCGUUCGACAAACCAGGCGAGCACAUCGUGGCCAGUCGCUUUACGAUCCAGCCGGUUAACAUCAGCGGCACCAACAUGGAGAAAGACAUGGUCAGAAAGCUGCGCCAGAUCUGCGCGGACUCGCCGCUCAACGCCAGCGUCUUCCAUCCCUACUUCGUGUUCUUCGACCAGUUCGAGCUCGUCCGGCCCACGAGCAUCCAGUGCAUGAUCUUCGGUGCCUUGACCAUGAUGGUCAUCUCCUUCAUCUUUAUCCCCAACGUCCUGUGCUCUCUGUGGGUGGCCUUCUGCAUCGUGUCCAUCGAGUGCGGCGUGGCCGGCUACAUGGCCCUGUGGGACGUCAGCCUCGACAGCAUCUCCAUGAUCAACCUCAUCAUGUGCAUCGGCUUCAGCGUCGACUUCACCGCUCACAUCUGCUACGCCUACAUGAGCUCGAAGAAGAGAAGGCCGGAGGAGCGCGUCAAGGAGUGCCUCUACAGUCUCGGACUGCCGAUCGUCCAGGGCGCCUUCUCGACGAUCCUGGGUCUCUCAGCCCUGCUGCUCGCCGGUACCUACAUCUUCCUCGUCUUCUUCAAGAUGGUCUUCCUGGUCAUCUUCUUUGGUGCCUUGCACGGUCUCUUCCUCUUGCCCGUACUGCUGUCUCUCUUCGGACCUGGUUCUUGCACGAACUUCGACAAGGAAGACGAGAAGGAGAAGAUCUCGAAACUGCCUCAACCCUAUGUGAUACCUCACCCGACGCUCCUCUACAACCACGGCAAAGACACGAGUCCGGCCGUCAGUCUGAACGCUCUCGAAGACCGCGAUCUCGGUCUCGGCACCAGCGAGGACAGCAACUCCACGGAGAGCGGAUCCUCGCAGAGCAGGAGGAAGCAGCGCCCUGCUGAACAGAUGGAUCAGCCCCAGACGCGCUACGAAGACUGGAGAAGAUCGGUAGGAAUGCUUCCGAGCCUGUCGCAGUUCCAAACGACGCCGGCCCCACCUCCGGAUUACCCCGGUGCCCACAUUGCCGAUCUUCACCAGAGGGGCCUCAGGAAUUUCGGUUUCCUGCACCAGCCUCCCAGACCGCACCAACCACAGGUCGCCCGGACAUCGCAUCCUGGCGAUUAUCGACGUAGCCGAUCUCAGCACAACCUGAGAUAUCCCUAGACGACAUUCGAAGAGCUAGGUGUGGCAGAGAAAAGAACUGUUAAGUGAAUUUGAGUUCGGGAGGCUCUUACUAAGACUUCUUUGGACUUGAGAACAAGUCAAUUCGCAUAUAAGCUGUAAUUCUUUUUAAAGCAUGGCAAGAGUCUUCGUUGCUUACACCUUUGUUGCAGCAGCAUUAAAUUUCACUAUUUGUACAUUGUUCUCAAUAGCCUUCUGAAUAACCCCAUAAACAGCUGUUUGAUGCUACUUUGACGAUGGUUGAGGACGCGACAACGAAAACUUUUGCCAGAAAGGGAGCGUGUCCAGUGGGACCAAGGAUAAUAGAUGCUCGCGCACAACCGAUUUCAAUUAAUAUGGUCGGUAUAAAUCAAAAAACCAAAAUGUCGCGACUCGAGUCGCGAUAUCGUUGUAAACUUAGUCUUUUAUAAUAUUCAGUUGUUAUGAAAAAUGAUUAUGAUAGUGAUGAAACUCAUUCCUAUUUUUAUAUUGUUGUCAUUAUUAUUAUCAUUUUUACUGUCACUAUUUAAGUCUAGUAUUAUGUGCGAGCUUCAUAUUUAUGCAUGACUAUGAUAUACGCUAGAUUAAAUAACAAAUGAAAUCACACAUAUGAUCAUUAGAAAUAAAUCGACACUGCAUUGAAUUCAGCUUAGAGUUCGCGCUGAUCAUUGCAGGAGAAAUAUUUUUACAUGCAAAUUUUUAAAAGCAUUCAUAGCGCAAUUAUCAUUAGAAAAUUUAUCAAACAUAAUUAGUAUAAGCAAUCAAAAAUACUUUGUUCGUUAUCUGUAGGUUAUUCUGCUUUAAGUAGAUACAAUAUAAUUUUUAAAAAUGUGUAAGUAGCACAUUGUUCUGUUAUUACCAAAACCGACACAAUGUAAUGACAAUAUUUUUGUAAAAUAAAAGUUUAAAAUAAGGAUAUUUGAUAUGUUAAAUAAAAAUUAAUCGACAAUACAUCAGUCCUGGUAAUAAAUUUAUCGAUGAAAAAUUA